AUGGAAAGCGGAUCAAACAUCACUCCCAUUGACCAGCCUCUAGAUGGCAAGAUCCUCCUCAUCACCGGAGGUGCAUCAGGCAUCGGUCUAUCUGUAACGAAGCAAGCACAAGCUCUCGGCACACGCGUGCUUGUAGCCGAUAUCAAGACCACCCCGGACUUUGACACCUUUGCUGCCGGCAAACCCAACAUCCUCUACGUCAAAACUGAUGUGACUCGUUGGAACGACUUGGAAAAGCUCUUCGAUGAAUGUGAGAAGAAGUGGAAUGAUGUUCCGGAUGCAUAUGCCAUCUGUGCAGGGCUGUUCGACCCACC
This is a messenger RNA of Pyrenophora tritici-repentis Pt-1C-BFP, 314 nucleotides long. The record is from RefSeq and is a predicted model, not a curated record. Lineage: Eukaryota; Fungi; Ascomycota; Dothideomycetes; Pleosporales; Pleosporaceae.